AUGAAUAAGUUGAUAAGAUGCAAUUCCUUUGCAGGAACUUUUGCAUUGAGUUCGCUACAUAGGAGCCAAGUGCAUAAGAUACCAUAUUUAUUUAACAGGGCACUUCUUCAACCACAUCAAGCCCAUUUAUUCGUAAGAAACUUUACGAAUAAUAAAGUAUUACUCAAUAGAAUAGACAAGCACUAUACCUCUGGGAGUAAGUUAGCGAGAGCUGCUUUGUAUAAUCCCUUCGAUGACAGCUCAUCAGACAGAUAUUCAAACUUGAAUAGAUUUCAACAAUUUCAACAUUCCAACAAUCAAAAGAAGAACACCUUAAGUUCGCUUACCAUAAUUGGUCUAACUACAAUGACAGCAAUAUAUUUCGGUUCUGACUAUUUGUUUGAUCAUAUUCCGCCUUUUACUUAUCUGAAAAGAAAACCAAGAACUCUAGUAUAUAUAUUAUUAGGUAUUAAUACUGCUAUAUUUGGCCUCUGGCAAUUACCGAGGUGCUGGAGAUUUCUACAGAAGUAUAUGCUACUACAAAAAGACCAUAUUCAAUCAAAAUGGUCGAUAGUUGGAAGCGCAUUUUCACAUCAGGAAUUUUGGCAUUUGGGUUUCAAUAUGCUUGCUCUGUGGUCUUUUGGUACAUCUCUUGCAUCGAUGCUGGGAACUUCCAAUUUUUUCUCGUUAUACAUGAACAGUGCAAUAGCUGGAUCAUUAUUUUCGCUAUGGUAUCCAAAGAUUGCAAGAAUGUCUUUAAUGGGGCCUAGUCUUGGUGCAAGUGGGGCCUUAUUUGGUGUCAUGGGAUGCUUUUCGUAUUUGAUUCCCAAUGCCAAGAUUCUUUUAUUUGUAUUUCCUAUUCCCGGUGGUGCUUGGGUAGCAUUCUUGGGAACUUUAGCUUGGAAUACGGCUGGCUGUGUAUUACGUUGGGGAUCAUUUGAUUAUGCUGCACACUUGGGCGGAUCUCUAAUUGGUGUCAUAUAUGGUUGGUGCAUAAAGAAGGAAAUCGAAAAGAGAAGACAAAGACGCAAAAGAUCUUUGAAAUGGUUUUGA
This is a messenger RNA of Kazachstania africana CBS 2517, 1032 nucleotides long. It is a transcript of the gene PCP1, whose product is annotated as rhomboid protease PCP1. The coding region runs from base 1 to 1032 and encodes 343 amino acids. NCBI's taxonomy places the organism in Eukaryota, Fungi, Ascomycota, Saccharomycetes, Saccharomycetales, Saccharomycetaceae. The record is from RefSeq and is a predicted model, not a curated record. Gene Ontology annotation, molecular function: serine-type endopeptidase activity. Gene Ontology annotation, cellular component: membrane. The transcript has a single exon.